Messenger RNA from Trichosurus vulpecula (common brushtail), 426 nucleotides. RefSeq names its product high mobility group AT-hook 2 (gene HMGA2). The transcript has 5 exons. Bases 1 to 426 code for a protein of 141 amino acids. The record is from RefSeq and is a predicted model, not a curated record. Gene Ontology annotation, molecular function: transcription coregulator activity; DNA binding. Gene Ontology annotation, cellular component: nucleus; chromatin. Lineage: Eukaryota; Metazoa; Chordata; Mammalia; Diprotodontia; Phalangeridae. Gene Ontology annotation, biological process: regulation of DNA-templated transcription.
AUGAGUACACGAGGCGAAGGAGCCGGUCAGCCUUCCACUUCCACCCAGGGACAACCUGCCGCCCCAGCGCCUCAGAAGAGAGGACGAGGUCGACCCAGGAAGCAGCAACAAGAGCCAACAGGUGAGCCCUCUCCUAAAAGGCCCAGAGGAAGACCUAAAGGAAGCAAAAACAAGAGUCCCUCAAAAGCUGCCCAAAAGAAAGCAGAAGCCACUGGAGAAAAACGACCAAGAGGCCGACCCAGGAAAUGGAAUGCAGUGAAUGAAACUGCAUUAAAGUCAUUAACAGGUCUGUCUGGGUGGAAUGGCAAAGAUUUCACAAUUCAAGGCUCUCCCAGAUCUACAGUUGUUCCUGGAAAUCUCGGUCAACAGUCCAUGUCCCCGUUUCCUUUUGCCACAAAGACGCGAAACCUCCUUUUUCAGAUGUAG